Nanorana parkeri is the source of this 2318-nucleotide messenger RNA. RefSeq names its product zinc finger CCCH-type containing 14 (gene ZC3H14). The record is from RefSeq and is a predicted model, not a curated record. The transcript has 18 exons. Lineage: Eukaryota; Metazoa; Chordata; Amphibia; Anura; Dicroglossidae. Gene Ontology annotation, biological process: regulation of mRNA stability. Gene Ontology annotation, cellular component: cytoplasm; nucleus. Gene Ontology annotation, molecular function: metal ion binding; poly(A) binding.
GUGUCGCUAUCACGUGACCGCUGAGAUCGAAGCUGCAGUUGAUCCGUACACCGGGCCCUGCUGACCGGGAGAGCCAUGGAGAUCGGGACCGAGAUCAGCCGCAAGAUACGGACGGCCAUAAAGGGGAAGCUGCAGGAGCUGGGAGCGUAUGUGGAUGAGGAGCUCCCGGAUUACAUCAUGGUGAUGGUGGCCAAUAAGAAGAGUCAGGAGCAGAUGACGGAUGACUUGUCGCUCUUCCUUGGGAGUAACACCUUGCGCUUUACCACAUGGUUGCAGGGCGUGCUGGAUAAACUACGUGCCGUCACUCCAGGAUCCAACAGCUUGAAAGCCUCAGAGGCCAUCAUCUUCAAUAGCACUAUGCCACCCCUGAAGAGCCAGAGCAAAGAGGAUUCUGGGAGAGAUCUUCAGCCGCCGCGGCAGGAGAAGUUCCACAGCACGGUGCCCAGCGGCUCUCAAGCACAGCGCGGCUCUGACAGGUAAUCCCCUCGCCUCACGUCAGCAGUGAAACCCCUUCACGAAUUGUCCCCCUCGGAGGACAUCAUUGACAUUAAACUGGACACGGACGACCCUUUCAAUGACGACUUAAGCUUUAGCUCAGAAAGUUCAUUACAUGUCAGGAAGAAGCCGCCUUCUCUUAACAGGACGCAGAGACCUACGGUAGAGGUGUACAGGCCUCCGGGAAGCACGCACCGCCCGGAUGAACGCAGCAGCGCACAUAGACUGUCCCACAAUGUCCCCGUGUCAGUCAGACAGUCCAGCUUCCGUAGCAACAGAUCGGUUGGCCCCAAACCGUAUGAACUGCAAGAGGCCGGCCGAGUGGAGGAGACCUUCAGAUCUGCAAUGGGCCCAGAAAGAGCUUUACAUGAGUUUGAUGGGUCCCGGAAGAGGAAGAUUCCCGUCGCCAGUUCGGUGGUGAAGGUGAGGAGAACUUUGGAGGAGUUUGAGGAGGAAGAUGAAGAGGAGGAGGAAGCUUACCUCUCUCGGGCGGCUGCUUUAUCCAGCAGUGUGUCCGUGCCUUCCAGACCGGAGCGGAGGCCUACGCUCUCUCCUUCGAAACAAGCCAACAAGAACCUGAUCCUAAAGGCCAUAUCUGAAGCUCAGGAAUCUAUUACCAAAACGACCAGCUACUCUACAGUUCCUUCAAAGCAGACGGUUCCCGUGGCUCCGCGAGCUCGUCCGGUCCCUGAGGAGGAGCUGAUCCUGAUGAAAAGUAGAGCCUCCAUGUUACGUUAUCAGCAAGAGCAGGUGGAAGUGCCGGCACAGGACAGCAGGCAAGUUGAUGAGCAAAGACUGGAAAUCCUCUCCAGACUGCACCCAGAGCCAGUGGAGGAGACUGCAACCUGGGGACAAGUUGAUGAGCGUAGAAUGGACGUCCUCUCCAGACUGCACCCAGCGCCGGUGGAGGAGAGCACAACCUGGGGACAAGGUGUCGAAGAAACGGAAAAUCUUCGGCCCAUGGACAGCCGAUCCUUCAUCCUGAAAAGCGCGAAAGUAUCCAAGACACCCCCCAUGCCGGCUCCUCCCACACCGGACAUGCCACAGCAGCUUGGGAGGCUUAUUCAGCCCAGAGAGAAUAUAAUUCCGGAGAAGCCGGCAAGUCCGAAGUUCAUUGUGACUCUGGACGGGGUGCCGAGCCCGCGUGGUUAUCACUCUGAUGAAGAGAUGGAGGUGGAUCCGCCGGCCUACACCGAGGAAGGUCUGUACGCUGAUCCUCACAACCCGCCCAGCAGCCAUCUCACGCAGCCAAAUUCUCAGGAUGUGCACGCCUCUAAUGAGCCCGCUGCGGUUUCUGGCAAGGCAAAGAUCCACGAGCGCUGCAAGUACUGGCCGGCAUGCAAGAAUGCAGAGCACUGCGCCUAUCACCACCCGACUACUGUGUGCAAGGCUUUCCCCAAGUGCCGCUUCGCUGAAAAAUGCUUCUUCAUUCACCCCAACUGCAAAUUCGAUGCCAAGUGUACCAAAGCGGACUGUCCAUACACGCACGCCAGCAGACGGAUACCGCCGGCUGCUGCGACACAAGAGCCGGCCGCCAAGAGCCAUGCGAAGGUUCAAUGUCGUUUCUUCCCUUCAUGCAAAAACACAGAGUGCUCAUUCUUUCACCCCAAGCAUUGCAGAUUCAGCAAUCAUUGCAAGCGGCCAGACUGUGAAUUUUAUCAUCCAACAAGCUCCGUUCCUCCGCGUCACGCCUUAACCUGGACACGCGCCCAAGUCAGUGAUUGAUGGCCGCGGACUGGAGGAUCUCCCCGUGCUCUGGAAGCCGCGAGGUCGCCCUCCGUCUCACCAGCAAACCCGUCCCGAGCCACGAUGGUCACGUUUUG